Messenger RNA from Colletotrichum phormii, 1716 nucleotides. Its product is annotated as concanavalin A-like lectin/glucanase domain-containing protein. The transcript has 9 exons. Gene Ontology annotation, biological process: glucan catabolic process. NCBI's taxonomy places the organism in Eukaryota, Fungi, Ascomycota, Sordariomycetes, Glomerellales, Glomerellaceae. The record is from RefSeq and is a predicted model, not a curated record. Gene Ontology annotation, molecular function: hydrolase activity, hydrolyzing O-glycosyl compounds. The coding region runs from base 1 to 1716 and encodes 571 amino acids.
AUGGCGUACAGCUUAUCGCAGUCGUACUUUGGCGCGAACCUGAUUUCAGACUUCAACUUUAUCAACUAUGCCGACCCAUCCAACGGCUUCGUAAGGUAUCAGAGCCAGCCCGACGCCCUCGCAAAGAGCCUCUACUUCAUCGACCCGGACACGCAGGCCGUGACGCUGGGCGUGGACAACAAGAACACGUUCGUCCUCAGUGACGGACGGCCAAGUCUGAGACUGGAGAGCAAGAGGCAGUAUAAUCAUGGGUUGUUCAUCGGAGAUUUCGCGCAUAUGCCGCCGUCGGUUUGUGGGUUGUGGCCAGCGUUCUGGAUGUAUGGACCGGAUUGGCCUACAAGCGGAGAGAUUGAUAUCAUCGAGGGCGCGAACCAAGCUACGAAGAACAUCAUUUCCGGACACUCUACGUCAGGAUGCCGUAUCCCAGAUUCCCCCGCAGCCGCCGGCCAACCUCUCCUCCUCGACUGCGAAAGCCCAGGUACCACGAACAACGCCGGCUGCAACUACCUGCCCCCUGCCUCGGACACGCACACCUACGGAGACGCCUUCAACGCCGUCGGCGGCGGCGUCUACGCGCUCGAGUGGACCUCGGAGGCCAUCAGCAUCUGGCACUGGCCGCGGCAGAGCAUCCCGGACGACAUUGUCGCCAAGAACCCUGACCCCUCCAGCUGGGGAUUGCCGUCUGCGCUGUUUGGGACGUCGACGUGUGAUGUGGAUACGUACUUUAAGGAUAUGAGUAUUGUGAUUCAGACGAACUUUUGCGGUGAUUAUGCUGCCAACAUCUGGGGCAAGGAUGGGGAUACAUGUAACCAGCGGGCGCCGACGUGCGUUGAGUACGUGGCGAACAACCCUACCGCAUUCGCAAACGCGUACUGGGAGGUAAACUACAUCGACGUCUACGAACAAGGCCUCGCCACAAACACCACCGCCAGUCCGUCCGAACCGACAACGACGACGACGAUAAAGUCCACAUCGACAAUCUACACCACGGUCCCGAACCCGGCCACCAUCGUGACGAGCAUCACGCACAACGGCACCGUCAUCGUCUCCACCGCCACAGUGCAGUCCCAGGUAUCGUCCGUCGUCUUGUCCACCGUCGUGGGACCGACCGCCACGGCACCUCCAAGCCCCUCGACGGACCCCUUGGUCCCGGAGCGCGAGCCCGCGACGAUCGGGGAGUACGCGUACCUCGGCUGCUUCGGCUCCGGGACGGGGUUCCAAAGCUUUCUGCUAAAGGCCUCGGCGGCGGAUAUGACGCUGGGCAAGUGUAUUGAUCUCUGCAGGCCCGGGAAAUACGCCGGUGUCCGUGAAAGCGAAUGCUUCUGCGCAGACGACCUCGACCCAGACACCAGAGCAACGACAGACCGCGCCCUCUGCAACAGCCCCUGCCCAGGAAACAACACCCAACUCUGCGGCGGCACCACCACAACAUCCCCCUCCAAAAAGCGAGACGCCGCCCCGCGCGCUCAUGCACCUCCACCUCCACCGCCGCGCCGCGCCCUCAACCUACCUCCUGACAGUCUACGGCCGCCUCACAGACGAAGUACCCCCCAACGCCCCGCCCCUAGGCGACUCGGAACCCCACGUACCCUCCACCUCGACGCUCGUGACGACGGUGACCUACACCACCGUCUGCGCGACCGACGCGGCGCGCCUGACGCACGCGGAGCACUGUACCACGAUCCUGGUGCCGGGGUGCGACAAAUACUGCGGUGA